This is a messenger RNA of Suillus subaureus, 678 nucleotides long. RefSeq lists its product as uncharacterized. The transcript is spliced from 3 exons. The record is from RefSeq and is a predicted model, not a curated record. Bases 1 to 678 code for a protein of 225 amino acids. Gene Ontology annotation, molecular function: metal ion binding. NCBI's taxonomy places the organism in Eukaryota, Fungi, Basidiomycota, Agaricomycetes, Boletales, Suillaceae.
AUGUCAUCGUCCCCUAGGGUGUGUUACAGUUAUUCGCAGACCUCUAGUUGUCGAUUCGGCUCCAAGUGCAAGUUUGCGCAUGACGAAGAGUCCGAAGCCACCAAUGAUAGAAAGAGGCGCAAAACCACGCAUGAGCACUCCCAAACAAAUAGACAGGCACCUCUAGACGAUUUUUUUGCAACAUACCCCAAGUUCGAAUACAACUCGUCUGCCUCAGCUUCAUCGGAGUUUUACCGGAUGUGCGACGAGUUUGACUGGGAUAAGGGAAACAAAAAGAGAGAACAAGCCUACCUUGAUUUCAAGGACGCCCUUGUUCAGCAGUUCAACGACAUAUACGGCACGGAUGUGAACGAUCUCACUUCAUGGCGCACUUUGUGUCAGAUCGUCCACGUUUCACCGAUUCCUAAUAGUCUUGAAUCAUGCCGCGAGGCGGUCAAAGCCACUCAUGUCAAUAUUGUUGACUUGGUCGACACAGAAACGACCGGGGAGCCAGUGACGGUAUUUGUUUCGGAGGUGGACCUGAGCCAGUAUACCAUAUCGACGGGAAAGUUCUUUCCAAGAGACAAUGCAUAUGCUGGUGGUCUCUUGAGGUAUCUGCUCCGCCGUAUCAUAAACCCUAGACAAGAACGCGUGUCUAGGUCUGGUCGGAAGACGCAGAGGAGGCGUAGACGUCAUUAA